Messenger RNA from Symbiodinium necroappetens, 444 nucleotides. The record is from the annotation of a GenBank genome assembly. Lineage: Eukaryota; Dinophyceae; Suessiales; Symbiodiniaceae.
AUGGUGCCGGUCAGUAGCAGGGCGGGCUAUGCAGACGGCAGCACCCCCCACCGUUCGCGGAGGGUUUUGGACUGGACUUCGCUGCGGGAGGUUCCGCAGCCUUCCAAGGAGACGCGGCAGAUUCCAAACCCGGCACCGGUGAUCCUCACCUCUUCCAGGCGUUGUGAUAUCCGAAAGCCGCUUACUGGCGCGCUGAGCCCGCAAGAAGGAAGUCCACCAAGUCCGUCAAGUCCGACCUCGUGCCGGGCUAAAGACAAGGCGGACGCAUUGCAGAAGGUACUGCAGCACACUGUGGAAGAUGUGGCUCGCCGGUUCUUUUCUCGGUCCGAAAAGCUGCUGGCGCCAGAAGUGGCAGAGGAUGACGUCCCUCUCACACUGCCGGGUGGCGUUCCUCGCAGUAGCAGGACUGGCAGCGAGACGUCAGGCAAGAGCCAAUGGCUGUGA